Molecule: messenger RNA, 801 nt
Organism: Aplosporella prunicola CBS 121167
Lineage: Eukaryota; Fungi; Ascomycota; Dothideomycetes; Botryosphaeriales; Aplosporellaceae
Exons: 1
Coding region: 1-801 (266 amino acids)
Biological process (GO): regulation of transcription by RNA polymerase II
Cellular component (GO): nucleus
Molecular function (GO): RNA polymerase II cis-regulatory region sequence-specific DNA binding; DNA-binding transcription factor activity, RNA polymerase II-specific
Source: RefSeq, a predicted model, not a curated record
AUGGAAGAAGAAAUUGAAGAAGGAAUGGAAGAGGAAAUGGAAGAGGAGACAGAUGAAGAAGUGGAAGAUGAGGCGGAAGAUGAGGCAGAAGAUGAGGCGGAAGAGGAGUUGGAGGAAGUAGAGGAAGAAGAAGCAGAGGAGCAGGAAGGAAAAGAGUCAGCGGACGAAAAGCCUUUCGUGUGCUCUAACUGCGGGAACAGGUAUUGCCUUCAAAGCAGCCUAUCGCGGCACCAGCGCCAGCACCACACUGAGGGCGGAUCUGGGAAGGCAGUGGAGGUGGAGGCCGAAGACGAGAUGGUCGGAGUCGAGCUUACACCUGAACAACCCUUCGUGUGCGAGAAAUGCGGGAAUAGUCUCUCGAGUGCAUCGAAUUUGCGGCGACACCAGCGCGACAGCUGUAAGGGUCGCGUUGAGGACAGAAUGGAGGUGGCGGAAGGAGUCGAACACACGCCCGAAAAGCCUUUCAUAUGCGACUGCGGGAGAGGUUUCCGGCAGAGAGGCGACCUGUGGAAUCACCAGCGCUGGACGUGCAAAGCUCGGGAUGAGGGUGAAGAUACUCCUGGAAAGACCUUCGUGUGCGAGGACUGCGGAAAGGGGUUCAUACAAAAAUCAAACCUGGUAAAGCACCAGCGCAAGUACUGCCAAAACCGCACCAAUCACAAACACAGAAGAACACCGAAGACGGAUGAGCCGAAGGAUGCGGGCGAGAAGCGCUUUGUGUGCGAGACUUGUGAGAAGAGGUUCGCAAGCCAGUAUAGCUUGUUCCAGCACCGGUACAUUCACGACACGCCGCUGCCGUGA